CGCGAAGGCCUCACUACCGGCGUCCGCUCGCCGGCGCCAUUUCUGUAGAGAGGAACGGCAGUGCGGCCUGUGAUCAUGGCGCUGUUCCCGGCGUUUGCCGGCAUUGGUGAGGCUCCCAAUAGCGGCAGCGCCAGGAAAGAAUUAGACUGGCUGAGCAACCCGAGCUUCUGUGUCGGAGCCAUAGCCUCUCUGAGCCAACAACCUGAAGAGGCCACUGCCCUGCUGUCUGAAGGGUCGCCGCUGACGAGGAGUCCUCUGAAAUCAGAGCCUUCAGAUGAAAGUGAUGUUAACAGAAAGCCCAAACAAACAAGCAGAAAAAAGAAGAAAGAGAAAAAGAAGAGGAAGCAUCACCACAAGAAAACCAAGAGAAAACGUGGGCAGGCCAGUAGCAGUGGUUCCGAGCCGGAUAGUGAGCCCGAAAAGGACAAAACUUCCAGAAGCACUGGGGACAGUAGAAAGGAAUCCGAGAAACCAAGUCAAGAAGGUAACGCUGCUGCUGAUACUGGGCAUCGCUUUGUGUGGCUUGAGGAUGUUCAGGCUCUGACAGGAGAAACCUUCAGAACAGAUAAGAAACCGGAUCCGGCCAACUGGGAGUAUAAGUCUCUCUACCGAGGAGACAUAGCACGGUACAAGAGGAAAGGAGACUCCUGCCUGGGCAUUAAUCCUAAGAAGCAGCGUAUAUCCUGGGAGGGGGCUCCCACAGAAAAGAAGCGUUCCCACAAGCAUGCUGAGCGCUAUUUUACGAAGAAGAGCGUGGGAUUAAUGAACAUUGAUGGAGUUGCCGUUGGCAGUAAAACCGAACCUCCCUCAUCUGAGCCAGUCUCUUUUAUCCCAGUGAAGGGCUCGGAUGAUGUGGUUCCACCCGUUACGACCUGGUUGAACCCUCUGGGGAUUUACGAUCAGUCCACCACACAGUGGUUACAAGGACAGGGUCCUUCAGAGCAAGAAGCAAAACAGCCAGACUCACAGACGGACAGAGAGAAUGCACUGCUCAAGGCCAAGGUGGAGGAGUUCAACAGGAGAGUGCGGGAGAAUCCUCACGAUACCCAGCUUUGGAUGGCGUUCGUGGCUUUUCAGGACGAGGUCCUGAAAAGCCCCGGCCUGUAUGCCGUGGAGGAAGGCGAGCCGGAGAAACGGAGGAGGUCUCUGAAGCUGGUGCUGGAGAAGAAGCUGGCCAUCCUGGAGCGGGCCAUCGAGAGCAACCAGAGCUCCGUGGAGCUGAAGCUGGCCAAGCUGAAGGUGUGCGCGGAGUUCUGGGAGCCCUCCACGCUGGUCAAGGAGUGGCAGAAACUGAUUUUUUUACACCCCAACAAUACGGCCCUUUGGCAAAAGUACCUUUUAUUUUGCCAAAGCCAGUUCAGCACCUUCACCGUGUCGAAGAUCCACGGUCUUUACGGCAAGUGCUUGAGCACUCUGUCCGCGGUGAAGGAUGGCAGCAUCCUGUCGCACCCCGCCCUGCCGGGCACCGAGGACGCGAUGUUUGCUCUGUUCCUUCAGCACUGCCACUUCCUGCGGCAGGCCGGUCACUCUGAGAAGGCCGUCUCCCUGUUCCAGGCCAUGGUGGACUUCACCUUCUUCAAACCUGACAGCGUGAAAGACCUGCCUACCAAAGGACAGGUGGAAUUCUUUGAGCCCUUCUGGGACAGCGGGGAGCCCCGGGCCGGGGAGAAGGGCGCCCGAGGCUGGAGAGCGUGGAUGCACCAGCAGGAGCGAGGCGGCUGGGUGGUCAUCAGUCCAGAUGAUGAUGAUGAUGAACCAGAAGACGAGGACCAGGAAAUAAGAGAGAAGAGUCUGCCCAGGUGGCAGAUCUGGCUCGCCGCCGAGCGGUCCCGAGAGCACAGGCACUGGCGGCCCUGGCGCCCUGAUAAGACCAGGAAGCAAACCGAGGAAGACUGUGAGGACCCGGAGAGACAGGUGCUGUUCGAUGACAUCGCGCAGUCUCUGAUCCAGCUCUCCAGCCGGGAUCUUCAGUUUCAGCUGGUUGCGGCCUUUCUGCAGUUCCUGGGCGUGCCUUCUGGCCUCAGCCCCCCGGCCUCCUGCCUCUACCUGGCCAUGGACGAGAACAGCAUCUUCGAUAACGGGCUUCAGGAUGAAAAGCCACUGACUUUUCCCAACCUGUCCUUUUCCGGCGUCAGCUGUGUUGGCCGCUCAGACCCCCUGGGCUGCCGGCGCUGGACCCGCGGUCACAAUCGAGAGGGCGAGGAGUUCAUCCGCAACAUCUUUCACCUUGUGAUGCCUCUGUUUUCGGGCCAGGAGAGGUCUCAGCUCUGCUUCUCUUGGCUACGGUACGAGAUGGCAAAGGUCAUUUGGUGUCUGCACACUAAAAACAAGAAGAGGUUAAAGUCACAAGGAAAGAACUGCAAAAAACUCGCCAAAAAUCUCCUUAAGGAGCCGGAAAACCGCAACAAUUUUUGCCUCUGGAAGCAGUAUGCACAUCUGGAGUGGUUGCUGGGCAACACCGAGGAUGCCAGGAAGGUGUUCGAUGCGGCGCUCGGCCUGGCGGGGAGCGGAGAGCUGAGGGGGUGUGAGCUCUGGGAGCUGAGCCUCCUCUACGCGGAGCUGGAGCUGGAGCUGGAGCUCUCGCCCGACGUGAGCGGGGCCGCCACGGCCCGAGCCGUCCACAUACUGACCAGACUGACGGAGAGCACGGCCUACGGGCCCUACUCCGGGCCGGUGUUGGCCGUUCAGGUUUUGAAAGCCCGGAAGGCUUACGAGCACGCGCUGCAGGACUGUUUGGGGCAGAGCUGUGGCUCCUCUCCCCACCUGACCAGCGUGGCGAAGUGCUUCAUGCUCUUCCAGUAUUUGACCGUGGGGAUCGACGCCGCCGUGCGGAUCUACGAGCAGGUGUGUGUGAAGCUGACGGGCUCGGUGUCACCGGGGGACUGUGGCUGGGAGGACACCGGCAGCGCCCAGAGCCCGGGCCGUGUCCUCGAGGCCGUCACGCUGAUGCACGCCAGCCUGCUCCGAUUCCACACGAGAGUCCGUGUGUACCCUCUGGCUCCUCUGCGCCGGGCGCUCUCGGACGCUUUACACGUGUACCCCGGCAACCAGCUUCUUUGGAGGGCCUACGUACAGAUUCAGAGUAAGUCCCACACAGCCAGUAAGACCAGAAGAUUCUUCGAUGCCUUGACCAGGUCUGCCAAACCCUUGGAGCCUUGGUUGUUUGCAAUCGAAGCCGAGAAAAUGAGGAAGAGGCUGGUGGAAACCGUUCAGAGGGUGGAUGGCAGAGAGGUCCACGCCACAAUUCCUGAGACCGGCUUGACGCAUCGGAUCAAAGCCCUGUUUGAAAAUGCGUUGCGGAGCGAGAACGGCAGCCAGUGCCCCUUACUGUGGAGAAUGUAUUUGAAUUUUUUGGUGUCCUUGGGAAACAAAGAAAGGAGCAAAGGCGUGUUCUACAAAGCACUUCAGAAUUGUCCUUGGGUAAAGGCGCUGUACCUCGAUGCCGUGGAGCACUUCCCUGAGGAGAUGCAGGAGGUCCUGGACCUGAUGACAGAGAAGGAGCUGCGGGUGCGCCUGCCCAUGGAGGAGCUGGAGCUUCUGCUUGAGGACUAGAGCCGGGAGGGACCGGGACCCUACCUUCCAGGCCUUGUCGCCUGCCCUGCCGGAGCCGAGAUGCACGAGACGGGCGACGCGGGGGUGCGUGUUGCAGGAGCUCUGCUUUUGAAGUCCAGCUUUAAUUGUUAGUAAUUUAUACCUGGGUCAUCAGUUUCUUACCUCUUGCACAUUUUUUGGAUGUGCAAAUGACACAGAAGCUGUUGUUUACAUAUUAUAUAUGUGAAUAUGUAGAUAAGAAUCAUGCCAAGUGAUAACACCUCGUGGUUGGCGCGUGCGCGUUUGUUCUCUUCCUCUGCUCCGCCAGCCCCGCCAUAGCGAGAGUGCCCUGUUGGCUGGCAUUCUUGGUCGUCCUGCCAGGGUUUCUGGGUCUUGAUAGGAAAAGUCUGGUCAUGGUAGGAAAGGUCUGGUUGCUGAACCUCUUGCCCAGGCUGGUUAGCAGGAGAGCAGAUUUUGUCCUUCUCUUCGGGCCACAACAGUGGAGAGUCCAUGUAAAACUUGGUGUUCUGGCCCGUAUCAAGUGUACGAAGUUUCUCACGAUCCCCAAGCUCUUCCUGACGCCUCCCAGCUGUGGACCCGCAGCAUCACCUGGGCGCCUGGGAGAGAUGCAGCCCCGCGGGCCCACCUCAUCCGUCUGCACUUGAGCAGGACCCCUGGAGACUUAGGAGCCCCUGGGUGUGGAAAGCACUGCCUGAGGAAAGGACCCUGCUGCAGGGAGCCCGUGGGCAGCCAUCUGGGAAGAGUGCAGAACGGAGCCGGAGGCUUCCCACCAGACCCCCUGCCUGUGGGACGGGCCACAGGAUGCUUCGUCUGGGUAGGAGAAGUGCUGCUGGAGACGGAGGCCCGGGCCGGCCUCGUCCUUGUUUCGGCGUCUGACGGCUGUGAACGGAAUGAAAUGUAAAUAUCCACAUUCAGACCACUUCCUUCUGAAAAGGACAUGCCUGCAGUUAUUAACUGCUGAUAUUUAACUGGGAGGGAAUUGCUUUAUCUUCUCUGAGGCCUUGCUCUUAAAAAAAAAAAAGACAAAAACUGUGAUGGCUACAAUUGCUAAAGUUGCAGUUCUCUGGCAUCUCAUCCAGAAAAGCCAGUUCUCUGGCAUCUCAUCCAGAAUUUUGGCUAGAAACAGCUGGAAAAGAAGGGUGGCAAGUCAGAGCCCCUGUGAGGAAGGUGGCCAGCCAACCAAGUGGACGCUUGCCUUGCCUGCCCCACUCACCACUGGCUUGAACACAGACCUGCUCGGAAAGGAGAGAAGUGCAGGAAAUAGGGAAGGAGAGGGGGAAGCUCUCUCGUGGUUUUGAACGCCCUGGAGAACAGGGGAUGACAGGGCAGGGGAGAGACGUCAGCCCAGGCCUGUGGAGAUUCCUGGUAGGAACACCACACUUUCCUGCCCCCAGAGUGCCGAGAACCCGCAGGCUUCACAGACCUUCCAAAAUGGAAAGCUGCGUUUCCUUCUGAAGCCACGGCCACACUCGGCCUGUGUUGCUUCAAUAGCAGAGACCACUCACUGGCUCCAUGGUCACGCUUCCCCACUACCUGCUGUCCAGCUUUGCCACCGGCUCUGGGCGUGUGAGGCCGGACAAGAGUGCCGAAGUCUGCAUUCCCUGUCACCGCCCAGGUCCACCUGCUUGUUGCUGCUGAGCGCCAGGUGGGGCGGCUCCAGAAAGAAGGUGAAGUGUUUGAGAAGGAACACGCUUUAUUGGGGACAGAGCACUGCACGUGACCAACAGAGCAACAGCCGGGGGGGGGGGAAGUCCUACACAUCACGCUCAAAAAGGUACACAGGAGGUUUCGCUAAGAAAGAUCAACUGGAACGGGAGUUCCUCUGGGCAAAUUCCCCAGCCUCCUCCCUUCAAGGGGUUGGGAAGCCCCCGACCGUUUCCUUGAAGGCAGCUGGGGUCCGCUAGAGAUACAGCCCCUCAGGGGUGCCUUCUUGUUUCUUAUAAAGAACAUUUUCUUUAGAUUUCUUGAAGUCUUCAUUGGUCACUUUCAUUCUCCGUUCUCUCAAGGCCAUCAGACCAGCUUCUGUACAGAUCGCCUGUAAAAAAGAACAGUAUGUUCAGAAAGAGAUUUUUUAUUUGGACUGCAUCCAUUCGAGGUGAAAGUGAAAUAAGGUGUAUGACACCCAGACUAAACAAACUGCUUAAACCAUUUGGGAAAAGAUUAGAUCUUUUGAAUGUUUUACGCACUCCAAUUUUACUUUCUCAGAGGAUCUGAGGUGGCUCUGAGGAGGAAGACUGGCUUGGGUUCUAAGCAGCGGGGGUGGCCUGACGGAAAAGUUCUCAGUCCUCCACCCGUUACAGGGAGCCAUGUUUCUUCCUGGGCACCAGCUGCAAUUAUACCAGGAAACUGAGCGGCAGCCAAGCAUCCAUCCAGUUUGUUCACCCACAGUCAGAAGAGAACACGUAUUCUGGCUAACUGUAAGUCUCAGGACAGUAUUCACUGUGAUACAUUUAUUUUCUCAGUCAUCACUUGCCAAAAGUAAAACAGGAACCCAUUCAACGUGAUGUGACAAAAACACAAUCCUGGCAUUGAAGUUUUUAUCUGGUUAUGGCCCUCAGGAUAUUUCAGAUGGUUCAGCAAAAAAGUCUAUUUGUGAACAAAAAGAUAAAGCAGUAAAAUGGUAACAUCUCAUAAAUCAGGGUGAAACACGUAUAUGGUAUUUACUAUUGUUGCAACUUUUCUGAAGACUUCAAAUUUUUCAAAAUAUAAAGUUGAUGCAAAAUUUUAAAAUAAUUUUGAUUUUAAAAAGAGCUUCUUACUCGCCAACAAAGACAUUAACCUAGUUCUACAGAGGCCCACGAUACGCAGCGGAGUGCAGGCGCCAGCAUGACAAGGCCCGACGUGUGCCAUCCUGACCGUGGCCCUUACAGCUGACCAAGACCUAGGUCCUCACCUGAAGGGCAGGCUGGACCCAGAUUCAGUGCUGCCGGGUGCUGCUCUAAUUCUGGUCAUCGGGGAAGAAAUGUCCUAACACUCUCACGCACAGCUGAGAGAUGCCACGCAGCCCAGGUUCUCACCUUGAUGUCGGCACCAGAGAGGUCAUCUUUAGCCAUGAUCAGGUCGUCCAGGGUCACGUCAUCAGCCAGCGUCAUCCUGCUUGUGUGGAUCUGGAAGAUGCGCUUCUUGGUCUUUUCGUCCGGCAAGGGGAACUCGAUCUUCCUGUCGAUGCGGCCUGUGGGUAGAAAAGGUUUCCAAUCACAGCCCUGUGCAGCCCCCAGGUCAGCUCCAGCUCACGGAGGGCCUGAGCCCGUGUCCUCACUCGUGCAGUUUCAGUCAGCACCCUGUGGGCAGGGGGGUCCACGUCCUACAAAGUGAACAAUCCUCUUGUAGUUUGUAAAUGUCUACAUGUGAAUUCAUCCCAUUUAAAAGAAAUCCUCUCUGCUCUGGUACCCUUAGAAAUAAAGGAAUGGCUCCUGAAUGGCCUAAGUAGUGGAAAAGGACAGAUGAUGUUGAAAACAUUACAUAAGCAUAAGCAAAUUAGCCACUGCUGCUUCCUGGUGUGACCUGCAUGUAAAAAAACGAACCUGAGUUUGCAUAUGAACUAUUCCUUCGGAAAAAAAUAUUCAGUAUGGGAAAGAGAAAAGAUCACAACUUCAGAUUGGAAUUAAAGGGGCCACGCUACACCAGCUGCAUUCUGUCCUCACUCACCCAUGACCUCGGGACGCUGUUUUUAGUAAGUUACUCUGCACUUCAAUUGUGUACUUGCCUUGAUAUGUAUCAUUUUUAAAUCCCCUGCCCAUGCACUUAGACACAGACACACCAACACAGUAGCUGUCCCUGAUGGAACAAGCAAUCUGACCUGGUCUGAUAAGGGCCGGAUCCAGAGUCUCUAUUCGGUUUGUGGCCAUGAUAACUUUCACGUCACCCCUCGAAUCAAAUCCAUCCAAUUGGUUCAGCAGCUCCAACAUUGUUCGUUGAAUUUCUCUCUCACCACCAGAAUUUGAAUCGUAUCUUUGAAAAAGAAGAGGAGUGAAAACCAAACUGAUCUGAAGGGGAAAUGGAAGGCCUCCGACACAAACGCUGACGCCCUCAAUUAAUUCUAACAACAAAACCAGCACACACUCCCAACUGCCAGAUCACGUUAUUUAAAUUGUAGAAGUUUUCAUGCCCGAGUUUACAAUUUAAUUCAGUCUCCAUGUUUGCUGUCUGAGCCCCCAACCCGACCAGGAGCUCCUGGAGGGCAGAGGCUUGCAUACAGCGGCUGUGUCCCCAAAGUCCAGAUGAUGCCCAGCUCUGAGCAGAUGCUGGGGACGCGGUUAUGGACUACUCUCCAGGCAGUCACAACUCCUGGGUGGUGGUUACCUGGCGCCUGGGAGAGCACAGCCUAAAGCACCCAGAGUGCCAUGUAUGGCAGGACCUGUGGCAAAGCCAUGUGCAGGGCAUACAGGGAGUACGCCAUGAUUAUUCUCAGGGAAGAGCUCCGGGGUUUUUACCUCUGCCCAACACAAAGAGAGAAGUGUACCUUUUUGUUCCAAUGGCAUCAAUUUCAUCAAUAAACACGAUGGAUGGUGCGUGUUCUUCUGCAACUCGAAACAAUUCCCGAACAAGCUUGGGCCCGUCACCUAGGUACUUCUGAAUCAGUUCAGAGCCAACCACUCUCAAGAAAGUGGCUGAGGUUUGGUUUGCUACUGCUUUGGCUAGUAAGGUUUUACCUAUUUUAGAUUUAAAAAGAGAAAGGAAAAAAAUGCUGUUUUAAUUUAAAAACUCUGUCACUUAAAUGGGCACCAGAAAUGGGCAGAUCCCUGUGAAUGAAAAGGCAUGCCCCCAUUCAGGUAUCUGGACAUUCUGUUCUCCAAAGCAGGUAAGAGGAAACGGAGAAAACCUACAUAAUGUUUUGAUUAUUUUUCACAGUCUUCCUAAAUUCUUCAUUACAAUGUCAGAAAGUGCAUUUUACUGGGUUAUUCAGAGCUGCAGAGAUAAUUAACCUGACCCAUGCAACCAGGGUUAGAGACUGAAAAUCAACUCCUGUGAAACUAUCCGUGAUGGGAAAGCGGCCUGAGAACCAUAGGUCUGACCUAAGUAAGUGCACUUUGAUCUGGAGGACCAGGCCUGCAGUCCCUGCGGCUGACAGUCUCGGCUGUGUUGGGGGGGCUUGCCUGAGGCUCAGCUGAGACAGGACAGGCUCCCGAUGAAGCCCACAACCGAGAACUGCUGAAAGCUCUAGAGACGUCUCAGUCUCUGGUGUGCCCUCGUGAGGGUCAUUCCUCUUAGGGACAAUCUCAAACUGCUCCAUUCCUUGAUAUCUCUAUUUUAGGUCAAAAAUGAGAUUUGGUGGCCAUCUUGUGAACUUUAGGGCUGGAAGACCUUGGCCCCUUUGAUGGUGAGGACAUGGGCACAGGGCCAAGCAGGGGCAUCAGGACACAGGAGCAGCUAGAGGCAGAGCUGUAAAGGACCAAGCUUAGGCCUGCAGGGGGAGGGGGCUGCUGGUGAGUGACACAGAAGACUUAGUUCGAGUGGGAGGGAGGACAAGGUACUAGCUUUGCAAUAAGACAGGGCCACGAUGUCUUUCUGGUCAGAAAGGCAGAGGAGCAGGUGUGAGGGCUUAGAAGCAUGGACUUCUCCCUUGGAGUACCAGUUAAGGAUGGUGAACAGAAGACAAAAAGGACCUCCUAAGCGGAUGGCACCUGAUAGUCCAGAAGCAGCCACGGCCAGCUGCUGGAACACUUCAGUAGCCAGCGGGAUCACCGAACCAGGCUCUUCCUCCUCCUGACGCGGGCCACCCUGUGCUCCACCCCGGCUCCUCACAUCGGCCCCUGCCAGUGCACAUGCACGAAGGCGGCCCACAGCUGCAGCUCCAGCCCCGACACCUGCUCAACUCCCAGAGCUCCUGCGGCCUUGUGCUAGUCACCGGCCUCUCUGAUGAAACUGAAUUUCCUGGGCUGUGAGAUGAUGAGCUGCAAAAGCUCCACGCCUCUGAGUUCAGUUGUCUCCCAAUGUCUCCACUGUGGGCAAUCCUCAGUGAUCCCUUCACUCAAAUAACUGUGCUUCCUUUGGAAUUUACAUAGCUGUGAACUGCUGAGUCCUGUACAACUUACUCAGGUCAAUUAAUUGCACGAUGAACCAAAUACGUAUUUGUAUCUGCAUCUAUUCAUCCAUUAUAUUCAUUCAGUACAGUGGACCAGAGAAUGAACCCAAUCUGAACAGCACAGAAUAGCUUUUAACUCCAUGGUUCUCCAUCAUGGCUCUGAUACCUGGCCACACUCCAGAUGAACAGAUCAGCAUUUUCAGAGAUGGGACCAGGCAUCGGUAUUUUUUAAAGCUUCAAGGUGAUUUCUAUGUACAGCCAAGGAUGAGCAUCCUGGUUUGUGUCUUAUAAACUAUUUUUAAUAGACUCACAUUAACUCUUACGAAUACUUGAAAAUCUUACGUUUUACAGCAUAUAUAUCUAAUAUAUUUGAGUAGAGAGAGUUGUUCUAAGAAACUGUAAAUGCAUUCACAUUGAGCAGGCAUUCUGGGGGGGGGGAGGGCUUACCUACUGGUGUUUAUUUUUUGUUGCAAUUCCCACUAUUGUUUUUAACAACACAUCAAAAUCUGUUAAGUCUACAAUUUCAAGUCUAAGAUAAUUCAGUUUUUUAGCAUCUACUAUACGGAUAAAUAUACCUUUAUGUAAUAGAUGUAGUUCCAUAUUUACUCAGAAAAUGUCCAAAAUGUUUAGAAAACCUUGUUUUGAACUAAGGAAUUGUGGCAUCCUUACUCAAGAAUUAAAUAAUUAUAACAAAUUAAUGCUGCAGCUCAAGAGAUCAGCUGAGCGUCCAGAAAGUGUCAAACACAGAGCGUACAAACCUGUGCCAGGUGGGCCAUAGAGAAUGACCCCCUUUGGGGGCUUUAUACCCAUCUCUUCAUAAUAUUCAGGAUGAGUGAGAGGAAGCUCCACAGAUUCCUAUAGAAAACAAAUGCUUGGUAAAAAUGAAAUGGUUUCUUACUGAAAUUAUCAGAUCCAUGAAUUGGCAUCCUGGAUAUAUCAUCUCACUUUCAAUAACAAUAAGCUAAAAGGUCACUCUUGUUAGAGACAACAUGCUUGACAUCGUCUAGCAGCAGGGACAGAUGGGUGAGGACAUCUGUCCUCCCUGAGCUCGAAGCACCCGUCCCCUUCCUAUUGCACCCAGUUUCCCUCUCACUUUCUCGUAGAAGUCCGCCUUGAGCAACAUUUAAGGUCUUCCUGAGCAAAAGGAACUUAAAGUGGAAAUACACCCUUUUCAAUUAAACUACAGACAGGAGCUGGCGAGAUUUUCUGAUUGCGGUUACACUGAUGGACAGGAUGGCUACUUCCCAGCUGUCUGCGGGGUCACUGGUGGUGACCGGUGACAGCUCUGCACGACCCCCCUACAGAUGAAGCAACCUGCAGAUGAGAUGGCUGGCCCACAGCCAGCCUGCACAACCACUUCCCUUCACCCCACUCACACUGUCCCCGCACAUCACUGGAGGUUUCCAGAUAGCCACAGCUGAAGUCAACACAAACGGAAACCUUAUAUAUCCAUACUGAUAAUAAUUAAGCUUUGCAUAUAAGGUGCAGCUGCUGCAACAAUCAUACAAUUUGUUUCUAUUACCUAACUCAGGAUUAACAAAUACAAUUCUCCACAACUGGCAAGCUCUGAGCCAGUUACUGGUCUGAUCACUAAAGAAAAAACAAAAUAUGCAAAAUAACUCUAAGCACCCUAAAUGAGAUAGUAAGAAACCAAAAAUCUAGAAACCCAGAGCUGGUUCUUAGACCUACCUUAAUCUCCUGGAUUUGGUUGUCCAACCCCCCGAUAUCAGCAUAGGUUUCCUGGGGCGCCUUUUCUACCUUCAUCACUGUGACCAAGGGAUCCGUGUCAUCCAUGAGCACCCCUAUGACAGCAUGCACCUAACAGAGGACAUUCAGUUUUAAUGCAGAAAUGUGAGGUUCACACAAUCCAUUCACAACAAAGCAACGCCGAUCACAGAGUGGCACAAAUGGACAGAUCUGAGAGGAAGGAGAAAGAGCUCCUAGGCGCUUAGAGACCAUCAACUUGCCUUGUGGUUGAGGAGGACGGAGCAGCCUGGUUCCAGCAGAUCCUUGUCUACAAAGGAAAGAAUGCUGACGUAGUGUUCUGAGCCCACAGAUGUAGACACGAUGGCAUGAUUGUCAUCGAUAAUCUCUUCCAAGGUUCCUACUGACAUUGGGGUCCCCCUCAGAUCAUCCACCUUAGAUCUUUCCUCCUAUGUAAGAGUAUGGCAUGAAGGAAAAGCAGAUUAGACCUAAAAAGCAGACAAGGCUGACAGAUUUUACUAGAUUUACUAGAUUUUACUACAUUUACCAGGCAGGUGAUGCUUUUUUUUAAAAGGCAGCCAGUCCGAAUGGGUCAACUACUUGAAUUUCAUUUAUUCACUGAAUUCGAUUUAGUACCUAAAACUGUUAAUUUGUAAAACAAAAGUUACAUUAAUUUCUUAAUUACCUCUUGCUUUUCUUCUAAAGGCUUCAUUUGUUCCUGAUUUCUAAUGAAUUCUUCCUCCAUGAGAAGAUAGUCUUUAAUUCUCUCUAACUUCAAUAAUUUUAACCGGCACUGAGUGUGAGGGGUCACUAUAAUUAAAAAGAAAGUUUUAUUUGGAGUGUGAAGUUUGCAAUUAAGUUCACUCUUAAGGAAAAAAGGUUAAGACUUAAAAUAAGCAUAUUUUAAUUGAACAGACUGAGAAAUUCAAGGUUUGGUGAUGUUAAGUAAGCAGGUGCCUAGAUGCUAAGGGAAAAGGGACUUUGGCAGUUGUAAGCAAGCAGGUAAAAACAGGGACGAGGUCGAACGACAUCUGCUAAGUGAACUGCAAGAAAAAAAAUCAAUGACCCCAAAGAUCGUUUGCUUUGAUUUUUGGUUCCCCAUUUGUGUUAACAAAAAUAGGUACAAGUGCUGUCCAGUCAGAAUACAUUGUUGCAAGUGACCUUAGGAAUCCACCCCUGGGAGAACUGUGAAAUAUCAGUGAUAAUAACAUAUGUGGCAAACAUUUUUUUCCAUACUCUUUUGUGUUCUUUUGCCUUGAAGUCUCAUGCUACACAAGAAUUUUAGCAUAUAAAGAUAAAAAUGUCAAAUUUU
Molecule: messenger RNA, 12593 nt
Organism: Ailuropoda melanoleuca (giant panda)
Lineage: Eukaryota; Metazoa; Chordata; Mammalia; Carnivora; Ursidae
Gene: NRDE2
Product: NRDE-2, necessary for RNA interference, domain containing
Exons: 14
Coding region: 76-3552 (1158 amino acids)
Biological process (GO): negative regulation of RNA catabolic process; regulatory ncRNA-mediated heterochromatin formation; RNA processing
Cellular component (GO): catalytic step 2 spliceosome
Molecular function (GO): protein binding
Source: RefSeq, a predicted model, not a curated record